AACUACCUUUUGGACGAACAAGUCAUGAUUGCCUUCACUAUAGGCAAAACGGCCACUAGGUCAAGUUUUCAUUUUCCCAAGCCGAUUGGCCACUCGCCAAUAACCCGGUCUUUUGCCAGGAAGCCUCGUCAUGACAACUCCCUUUUGAACAUUGUUGGACGAAGUGGUGUUGUCAAAUACCUUGAGUCACACAGAGAAAGCGAUAAGAAGCAGGACGUACAGUACGUUCCCCAUCCCCAACGACGGUUUUUGCCAAAUGAGACCUAUGUCCCCUCCGACUUGAACAAUGAAAAUAUUGAAAAGUACAUCAAAGACAAGCAAAAGCAAGCACCGGAAGACGUUUGCGAAAAGUAUGGAAUAAAUCCUUUGAAGGUGUAUCGGGAUACGACGUUUCUAUCGAGAUUUUUAACGCGAAUGGCAUACAUGAAGCCAAAAAGUCAGACAGGAUUAAGCACGGCAAAUCAACGAAAAAUGACAAAGGCAAUCAAACGCGCAAAGGCAAUGGGUCUUCUGCCUUUCACAUAUAAUACUGUUGGAUCACGAGCAGACUUUUAGAGGGCGGAUUGUCCUUUUUAUUUAAUACAUUGUAAAUGCUUUGCGUGAACUUUGGUGCAAUACUUUCUUUAUCUUGUGUUCAUUUCUCCUCCUCGUACGAAGGCAUUGCCUAUCCUAUGGAAGUUCUACAUGUAUGGC
Spizellomyces punctatus DAOM BR117 is the source of this 693-nucleotide messenger RNA. Its product is annotated as ribosomal protein S18. Lineage: Eukaryota; Fungi; Chytridiomycota; Chytridiomycetes; Spizellomycetales; Spizellomycetaceae. The record is from RefSeq and is a predicted model, not a curated record. The transcript has 7 exons. Gene Ontology annotation, molecular function: small ribosomal subunit rRNA binding; structural constituent of ribosome. Bases 25 to 555 code for a protein of 176 amino acids. Gene Ontology annotation, cellular component: ribosome; mitochondrial small ribosomal subunit. Gene Ontology annotation, biological process: mitochondrial translation.